Paramisgurnus dabryanus is the source of this 3467-nucleotide messenger RNA. NCBI's taxonomy places the organism in Eukaryota, Metazoa, Chordata, Actinopteri, Cypriniformes, Cobitidae. The record is from RefSeq and is a predicted model, not a curated record.
AGAGUGAUCUCCUUCAUCCGUGUCUGUAGUUCAGACAGAAAGACUCAUGCCUGGGAUUACAGCCUCCGUGAUGUGAAAAGUGAAAGCGUUAACACUGCAUGUCAAGACGAAGCCGACAAAGUACAUUGAUGCCCAAGGCAAAAACAUCAUCAUCAUCAUCUUCCAUAUUUGCACAGUCACAGCUUCAUGCAUCUGUCACUUUAAACAGUAUAUUUUUCAUAUAAGCAGGAGAAAACCGCAACAUGGAUCUGUUUUGCUUGGAAAACGAGACAAACAGAAGAGCGCCAAAAGAUCCAAACAUUUUCUGCGAUGAAAGAGUCUUGCAAAGUCUUUUAACAGUGGAGGACAGAUAUGUACCACAGAGACCCUUUUUUAAUUGUGUUCAAACGGAUAUUCAACCUUUAAUGAGGCGAGUGCUCGCAACGUGGAUGCUGGAGGUUUGUGAAGAGGAGAAAUGUGAAGAAGAUGUCUUUCCCUUGGCGAUGAACUACCUGGACAGAUUUUUAGCCGCCGUUCCUAUGAGAAAAUGUUACUUGCAGCUAUUAGGAGCUGUGUGUCUUUUCCUUGCUUCAAAAUUAAAAGCUUGUCGUCCAUUGUCAACCAGAAAGCUCUGCAUGUACACAGACAACUCCAUAACAUGUCAGCAACUGCUGGAGUGGGAAUUGGUGGUGCUGAGUAAAUUGAAAUGGAACAUGGCUGCCAUCACCCCUCUUGACUUCAUCGAACACAUUCUGCACAAACUUCCCUUUCCCGAAGACAGACUGACACUUAUUCGCAAACAUGCGCACACCUUCAUCGCCCUCUGUGCAACAGAUCACAGCUUCACCAUCUAUCCUCCAUCCAUGAUUGCAACUGGAAGUGUGGGGGCAGCGGUGUGUGGCCUCCAGACUGAUAAGAAUGACCAAAGUCUUUGGGGAUAUGAUCUGAUGGAGCUAUUGGCUAAAAUCACCAACACUGAGGUGGAAUAUCUAAAGUCAUGUCAAGAGCAGAUGGAGCAGUUGCUGGUCAAUAGCCUCAAAGAAAGUCAACACCCAGAAAACCUAGAGGGCCGGUCCACCAGCAAAGCCACAGACUCUCAGAACCUCUCCUGCACCCCCACAGAUGUGCGUGAUGUCAACUUAUGAUGUCAGUUCCUGUUCCUGUCCACCACACCUCCUCAUUUUACAAAUAACAGUUUUAUUUCACUGUAUUUAAGAUUUAUUGGAAAACCACAUUAGACUAACAGAAAAAGGCGGAAAAGAGCUGCAGUCGCCUUCAAUUUGUAGACGGUGCAAUUUAAUAUACUUGAAUUUAAGUGAACUAUAUUUAAAAAAUACUAUAAGUUAUUCAGUAGUGAGCAUACACUUGUAUUGGUUAGUAUACAAUAAACAAUAGAAUAUCCUAAUUAUAAUAAAGUAGUAAAACCUAUUACAAUAGCUUUAGUAUAUAAAAUGAUGUAUUAUUUACAGUGGCUGUUUAUCUUCUCCACUGGGUAUUACCGGGUGCAUUCAGAAGCUAGUUUAAAUUGAUAUGGACAAACUAAGACAUCUAUUAGUCCAUGAUCAAUUUUCUUAUCACACUGUAGGCAUUAAACAACUCAGAGUAGCAAAUGAUCAUAGGUGAGGUAAAUACGACGGACUGAAAUACUGAAUAGAGAAAUACAGUGGUGAUUUUAAUACAUUGAUCAGUUUUAGUUCAUGCAUGCUCAUCCCAAUUUUAUGAGCACACAGGAGAAUUUCAGAUGGAUCAAGUAUGUAGUGAAGGCGAUGAAGAUUUAUGCAAGGAUGAAAGUAGUGGGUAGCUAUCCCUGCAGCUCCUGGGGAGCAACAGGGGUUAAUUCUGUGAGUCUCUCUUACCACUAGGCUACGACUGCCCCUGAACAGAGGAUGAAAGGAUGAAAAUAAAGGAUAAUAAAGGAUGAAAAGAUUGUGUAUGUGAUAGAAAAAUGUCAGGACAAAAAUGAUUUAGUGUGGGAAAUGACUGAUGAAAAAGUUUUGGGGAAGUUGUUUUGUUUUUAUUUAGACUGUGCUGAAGAAGUUUGGUGCCAUUUGCUCACAACACAUGACUUCAAUUUGAUCAUGCAUGCAACUGAAACACUCGCUAUAAUGCUGGAGGAUUUAUGUCAGUUUGAGAGUUUUGAAAACCUUCUUUAGUAAAAACAUGACACGGAUGCACUUUCAGAACUCUCCUCCAAUCAGUUUACCAUGAGGAGGACAAAUGAUUUCUAAGGGGUUUUAUUUUUGUUAUUUUUAAGUUAUUUUUUGUUUGGGGCUGGUUUCCCAUAUUAGGCGUGCUUUUGUGGGUUAUAUUUCUAAAUUUAGACCAAAAAACUGAUCUGACUGUCAACUUUCACACAAAUGAUGAGAUUUGACGUGAACAUGAUUAGUUGUGUUCUUUAGUUGUGUUGAAUUCAUGUUAGCAUAGAUAGACAUCAAAAAUUUAUAUCACUUUAUUUUAUUACUUUAUCCAUCAUCUACUUGAAUAUUUUUUCAUAUUAUAUAUAGAAACUAAUAUUAUCAAACAUUAUGCCAAUUUCCUUGCUUUUCUUUAUUCGUUGAUUUUUGCACUUUUCAAAAAAAAGAUCAGUUCAUUUUUUUAAUAACUUGUUUUAGUAUUUACUGAACAUAUAAAUGUUUUGUUCUUUGACACCAUUGUGCCAUUCAAACACAACUAUGCAAAUGAACUUCAGGUUUGUCCUCAAAGUUUCUAUAUUUCAAAAUACGGUAACAUGUUUGUUUAUCUUCACACAUUUAGCUUUUCAUUCAUUGAGUUUUGUGUGCUAUCAUAGCCUUUAGUUUGUUUCGUUCUUUGUUUUUAUGUAAACAUUUUUAUAACUUGUGUUCCAGUGCUGCUAAAAGAAAAACGUUUAAAAAAAUGAAGCUAUCGUAUACCUUGUUGCUGCUAUAUCCUAAAUUGUUUUAUGUGUUUUCAUGGUGGCUGUUUUCGUGUCUUUUUUUUUCUUGAAUUUACACUGUCAUUUAUUUUCUGCAACAAAACAUCAGGCCUAAAGUGUCUUGAUGGUUACUUGCAGACAUCACAGUCUUGCCUCUGUUAUGUUUAAAUUUGUGUAACCUGACUGUUGUAUGCCUUUGUUCGCUAUUUAAGUGUGUCAUGAAAGCCUUCUUUGCUUUCAAACAAUCCACCUGCCCACAUCACAAUACCUCAGUGCAGUACUUCAUGUGUAGGAUAUGAAGGCUGAUUCUGAUCCUCUUAAUGUUUCUUACUCUACUGGUUUGUUCCGCUGCUGACUUGUCAGAUUCACUCACCACAUAGUUAAAAUAAGGGAUUUCAUCAGGUGUUAAAUGUAUAACUGGGGCAGUACAUCAUUUAGAUAAAAAUAUUAUUUCUGAUUGGUUAUGUUUAAUUGCGAAGGAACCAUGUCCGUGUUGUCUUCAAAGUUCUGUCUCCAUAUGAAAAUUUCCAAAGAAUUGUUUGACAAUUUUAAUUUAAACACUUACCUCAUUUUGGCCUAUGAAACUUAAUAAAUU